This is a messenger RNA of Frankliniella occidentalis (western flower thrips), 3048 nucleotides long. Its product is annotated as klarsicht protein-like. The record is from RefSeq and is a predicted model, not a curated record. Lineage: Eukaryota; Metazoa; Arthropoda; Insecta; Thysanoptera; Thripidae.
GCCAGCGCCAAGCGGCGGCGGAAGUGCGGGCGCGCGCGGGGCAGCCCGCCGCCCCCGGCGCCGCCCGCCGAGGAGGAGGAGGACAUGGCCGCCGAGCUGCCGGCCGACGUCAACCACAACGUCACCAGCACCGCCAACAUCAACGCCGCCGUGCUGCGGGACGACAGGUUCGGCUCGCAACCCAACUGCGCCUAUUACUACUUCCGGCACACGGACACGGACUCGGAUCGGCAGGACAACCUCCCUCUCGACGACGACCUCUCCGAGCACCCCGACGACGGCCACAACAACAACAACAGCUCUACCAUGGACACGUCUGACCCCUCCCGGAGGCACGGCACUUCCACCUCGGACACGGACGAGGAGUGGACGUACCAGCAGGGCAACGGCGGCGCCGUCAACGGCAACGAGGCCACCCGGGUCAACGGCAGCAUGCACAGCAGCCUGAACGGGAGCUUGAACGGCAGCAUGAACGACAGCCUCAACGUCGUCAACGGCAACGGAAGCGUUAAUGGGACUACCAACGGAAGCCAUAACGGGCACCUCAACGGGCACCUCAACGGGCACCUCAACGGGCAUCUCAACGGCCACCUCACCGGCAACCUGAGCGGAAGCCUCAACGGCAACCUCAACGGCAGGCACUACGAGAGUGCGGUGCCGAAGCUGUCCCCCGCGCGCAGCGAGAGCAUCCAGCGGCUGGUGCUCGGCGCCGAGGCGCUGGUGCGGCGCUGCGGCGCGCAGGCGGAGGCGCUGCCCCGCGCCGAGGAGGCCGCGCUGGUGGCGCCCGCGGGACCGCCGCUGCGCGCGCAGGCCGCCGCCAGGAGCUUCGAGCCGCUGCGGCUCGAGUCCACCGUCAGCUCCGGGCGGCAGCGCGCCGCCAAGCUGGCGAGGACCAAGCAGUGGCUCAGCGCGCAGCAGGGUCAGCCCCCUGACAGCUGCGACGCUAGCGGCGAGUACACCGAGGACUCUUCCGAGGAGGACCGCGCUUCCAUGUCCUCCGAGGACGCGCACAACUGCAGCGUGGCCACGUACCGGGAGAUCGCGCUGUCGACGGGGAUGUCGGCGGGCUCCACCGAGGCCAUCCUGGACACCCCCGUCAGCGAGCGCGCGCCGCGGCUGCACUCCGAGUGCCACUCUGCCAAGGUGACCCUGCGCCGCCCCCAUCACCGCGGCCUGCUGGCGAGCCGGCCCUGGAGCGUGUCCGGGCUGUCGCACCUGGCGGCCACGCUGCCCCGCGGCGCGCUGGCCGGGCUGGCUGAGCCGCUGGCACAGUUCUCCAUCUCCGAGUCGGCGCUGCACCGGCUGGCCGCGCCGCCGCCGCUGGCCUCGGGCGGGGAGGCCACCGAGCUGCGCGCGUCCUCGUCCACCGUGGAGGAGCACGCCCGCGAGGAGCUCACCCCCGGCUCGGGCUCCGCGGCGGGGUCGCUGCGGCGCAGGAAGCUGCGCUUCCGGAAGCGAACGCAGUCCCGGCGCUGCGACUCCGGCUCCGACGGCGUGGUGCCGCUGCCAGACUCACCGCUGACACCGGGCACCCCGCUGUCCUCGCCGGGCCGCCACCCGCUGACGCUCGUCAAGUCCGGCUCCUUCUCGGGGGCGGCCGCGGCCGACCCGCUGCGCCGCGCGUCCAGCAGCUCUGACGAGGAGGGGGCGGCGCUGGGCGCGGCCCUGGGCGCCGGCCUGCAGGCCGCGCCCGCGGCGCCCCUCGCCACCCCGGGGCUGCAGCCGCCCGUGUUCCGCCUCGGCCCCGAGGAGGGCACCAUCUCGGUGGCACCGCGCGUUCGCCGGCGGGCGGGGGCCCCGGGGGCCGGCGCGGGGGUGGCAGGUGUGCUGGGCAGCGACGUGGACAAGAUGAGCAUCCACAGCACCGAGCAAGCGUCCUGGGACAGCUACCAGGAAAAGUACCUGAGCGAGCCGUACAGCGAGGACCCGCCGGACCCAGAAGCUGCCCGCAGACUCCUGGAGUUCGGCGACGACUACCGGGCGUUCCUGGACAGCGACUGCGCGUCCUCCCUCAGCACCAACCCCAACGGGGGCUCGCCGGGUGGCUCGCCGCCUCACCGGCGUCGCGUGAGGCCUGGUCGGGAGGACGCGGACAGUGACUCCGACCUGGAGGAGCUCCGGCGACGGGUGGGCCAGUCACGAGCGCAGUACGAGCGCCACGGACAGGUCUUCGACGGCGACCUCACGGCCGCCACCAUUCUCAUCCUGGGGAGAGACUACGCGGACUUCUUCCAAACGUGCAGCGAAAAUAGUCGGUGCCUGAACGACAUCCUGGAGGACCAGGAGGUGCGGGCGAGACUAACGCCGCAGGAGCGCCGGGAUAUCGCUGGUCUGGCGCGCGGCUGGGGCUCGCUGCAGGGCCGCGCGGACAAGCUGCUCCGGAGGGACAUGGACGCGCUGCGGGACGAGCUGCUGCGGGUGCGCGGCGCGGCCCUGGGCGCCGAGCUGGGCGACAUGGACCAGCUGGACGAGCGCAUCAGCGCGGCCAAGGACGCGCUGGAGGCCGUGAAGGACCGGCGCCGGCAGCGCCUGGCCGCCCUCAACCUCGCCGUGCACCGCUGCGGCGUCCAGGCUCCGGGCCAACCCCCCGGCCAGCAGGGCACCCAGCUGCGCGACCAGCUCACCGAGCUCUACCGCCUCUACGACGACACCGAGGACAUGUUGCAGCAGCAGCUGCAGGAGCUGCAGCAGACGCGCGCCUCGUGGACGCAGUUCGAGCAGCACCUGCAGGAGCUGCGGCUGGCGCUGCGCCAGGACCAGGAGGCCCUGCAGCAGGUCGACCGCGCGCUGCAGUCCGGCGCCGUGUCCCCGGCGGUGGCGUCCUCGGUGCGGGAGGUGGCGCGGGCGCUGAGCGAGAAGCACGAGGGGCCGGCCGCCAGCAGCGCGACCAGCAGCGUCCCGGGCGAGCAGGUGAGUUGGAAAAGAAAGUUGAACCCGAAUUUAAAUUUACUUGAAUUAAGAGAAGCCUAUGAGUCUCUACAAUUUCGACUUGACUUACUGCAACACUUGAAAAACAAAGGCACUGAAGAACCUUUCCUGGGGCACUAA